AUGAACUUCAAAUUCCCAGGAACUUAUGCAGAACUCAAAGAUACCAAUUUCUCAGAAUAUUAUAGAGUUAAAUCUAAAAAUUUAAUCCCAAACAUGGAUGAUCGAUUAAUAUAUAUGAAAAUUAAUUACUUCCAAGAUGAAUUUCAUCAAAUACCUACACUUAUUGAAGAUGCUCAAACUUUUGAUUUUCUUUAUUAUUUGAUAGAGUAACAUAUAAAUAUAAAGCAAGAUAUUUGGAUAAACACUAGAACUAAAAAGCUCAACUCCAAUUAAUUGACAUUUUUUCAUCUUAAAUUCUCAAACUACAUAAUAACCAUUAUCAAGCAUUUCAGAUGACUCUCUUCUUAUUAUUAAAUCUAUUGUAAUAAAAAUAGAUAUAAGGACCUUAGGUUAAAAGAUCAUUAAAAUAAUUGAAGCAACUUUUUAGUCUAAAUACUUUGGUUAAUCUUGAUAGAGAAGGUAUCAGAUAUGUUUUUGAUCUCAUCAAAAUGGCUUUAGAAAUAAAAGAAACUCAAAUAAGAGAAGUUUGGAUUGAAGUUCUUAUUUUAGCAUUGACAAUAUGGUCAAAACAUGAAACUAUUCUUAAAAAUACAAUUGUUCAUUUAAUGUAUGAAUAAGAAAGUGUAGUUCCGAAUCUAAGUAAAUUCUUAGUUGCUUGUAGUAAAAAUGAUAAAUUAAAAUCAUAUACAAUUGAUUAACUAGGUUUACUUAUUAAUUUUAUUACUGAUAAAUCUACAAACUAAACUGAGAGUUUGGCUGUUAAAAAUCUUAGAGAAUUAUUAACUAUAUCAUCUAAAGAUAUGCCUAAAAUAUAUUAUUAAUAAUUGUCAUCAAUGAUAGGAUUAUAUGACAAUGAAAAUUAUCAUAUAAGAAGUGGUCUUUCAGAUGUUAUUACUAAUGUUAUAGAAUAUUUAGUUAAAGAAUCUAAGGAAAAUGAUGAUGAAGUUCUUCUUUAAAAUGCUAAUAAUCUAACUUAAUCAUUAAUGUCUAGACAUUUAGAUAAAACUGCUUUAUGUAGAUCUAAUGUAUUGUAAUGUUUAUCACAAUUACUUAAUUUAAAUUGUAUAUAAAAGCAUCAUUUACCAGCUAUUUUUGCCAUAAGCCAAUCUCGUCUAAGAGAUGUCUCAGGUUAUGCUAGAAAAUCAGCAUUAUAAUUAUUAAAAUCAGUCUCACGUUGUUAUAGAUAUUUAUAUGUUCAAAGUUAAGGUAGGGAUAAUUUUUGGUCAUUGAAAGAAAUUGAAGAAUAAACAAGAAACUAUUAGUAAGAAUUAGAUAACAUUCACAAUGAUUUUGAAAAAAUAGAUCUAAAAUUUUAAGAAGGGCUUAUUACUGAAGAAUAAGUUAAUGAUACAAUUAAAAAUAUUAGAAAAAAGAUUUAAGAAAUUAAUAAGAGCUAAGAAUACUUAAAUGAAUACAGCAAAUUUCUUGAUGGAAUGUAAUCUGCAAUCACUAAAGUCUUAUAACUAUGUUAGAGCAAAAAUCAAGCAGAUGUAAUACAUUCAAUAAAAUUGUUUGCAUAUUUAUCAAAAUAUUAAUUUGAAGCUGCAGGUAUAGGAUUGAGAAGAAUGAUAUUAUUAGUUUGGUCACAAGAUAAAUCAAUUUAAUAUGAAGUUAUUAAAAAAUUUUGGAAACUUUAUUUUAAAAAUAAUAAAAAUACUAAAUAAAUAAUUCUAUCUAUAAUAAACCUAAUAAGUAAUUCAAAUUAAAAGGAAUUGUUAUCAAUAGAAAAAAUAUUAGAAUCAUAUGAGACUGAAUAGGCUCCAAAUUAUUAAUUUCCAAAUAAAACAUUUGGAGUUCUUUGGGAUUUGUUUGGUAGACCGGAAAUUAAUUAAAGAUCUAUGUUAAUCUUUGUGAGAAUAAUGCUGACAAGAAAUUCUUCUUAUUUUAAUAUAGAGAAAAUAAGAUAAAUUCAAGAAUUGCUUAUGUCUUAUAAUAGAAAGGAUCCUGAUUGGAUAAUAAUAAAAGAACUUUCCAUAAUAUUAUCAAAGGUAGACAGAAAUUAAGAGAAAAACAAAUUCUAUUUAAGUAAAUCAAUAGAAUUGCUGAUUAGAUUACUUAUAAAGUAUAAAGAUACUACUGAUAUGAAUUAUUUUAGUGCAUGUGAUUCUAUAAUGUAAUUAAUUUCAUUAUUGUGUGAGAAUGCUGAAUAGAAAUUUGAAGGUUUAAUAAAAGAAUUUGGAUUUGAAUAACCAUAAUAAAUAUUGAUGGAAUUAGAAUAACAUAGUAAUAAAGAUGAAAUGCAUUUAACUCAUGCAAUAUAUAUAGCAGGAUGCAUUUCAUUAUAAUUAUUAGUAUUGAUUGACAAAACACAUGAUUAAUUAAAAUAAGUAAAAAAUGAUAAGGAAUCAAAAAUAGGGAAGGAAUAAGAAAUAGAUAAGAUUUCAGGUGGUUUGGAUGGAGAUUUCGAAAGAUUGCAUGAAGAAGUAAGUGAAAUAUAGGAUAUUAAAUUGGUUUAAUAGAAUUUAUUAUCUAUUUUUUCUUAACUAGUAAAAAUUAUAAUAGAAGAUUGUUUGAUACAAAUGGAAAGUAAUUCUUCUAGUAAUAAAUAAUAAUCUCCUUUAGUUCAGGUUAGUCUAAUUACAAUGUGUAAGUUCAUGUGUUUAUCUGAAUCAUAUUGUCGAUAAAAUAUAGAGAUGUUAUUUAAUAUCAUGAAGUAAUUAGAAUUGCAUAAAUAUUUUAGAUAUCCUUUUUUUGAUUAAGUAAUAAAAAACAAUGUACUAAUUAGUAUUGGUGAUUUAUUGCAUAUGUGGCCAAAUACUGUUCAAAGGUUUCAUAAACAAAUAUAUUCAAAUUUAUUUGAUUCAAAUGGUCCUUUAAGAAGAGUAACUUUGUUGGUUCUUACUCAUUUAAUUUUGAAUGACAUGAUAAAGAGUAAAUCAUCACUAUCACAUAUUCCUGUAUUAUUGAAUGAUCCUUGUUAGUAAAUCUAAUGUAUGGCUAGAUACUUUUUAAACGAAUUGUAAAAAAAAGAAUAGAGAGCUAUUUCUAAUGCUAUUCCAGAUAUCAUUUUAAAUAUUCAUGAACAUAACGAAAUUAUUAUAUCUUAAAUAUCUAUAUAUAUAGAUAAGAAUCUUGUGGAAUCUAUUGUAGAAAAAUUAAUAAAUAUAUUAGGAUUCAGUUAAAGUAUAUUUAUACCUAAUAUUAUAUAUAGAUUAAUCAGAAAUUAAAAACAUAUCUAUAUUAUUCAAUUAUAUGAAUUUGAAUUAAAAUUCAUUACAAAGAUUUUUAGAUGGUUGGGAAUCAUAUAGAGAAAAAUUAAAAGAUCAAUUUGUUUAUAAUCAAUUUUAAACAUUAAUUAAAAAAGUAUUUUAUAGCUUACUUGAUUUAGCUAAGAAGAACACUGUCUUCAGAGAGUAAAGUUUAGAUUGAAGAAUUUGAAAUGAAAGUGGAAAACUAUGAUAAAGAAACCUUUGAAAAUAGAAGAAGAGAUAAGGUAUCAAAGAGAAAAUAUUGUAAAACUCAAUAACAAGAUAAAGAUGAAAAAGAAUUUAAAGAAAAUAUUAGUAAUAAAAAGUAACAAUAGUAGAGGAAAAUAAAAAGGAAAGAUGAAGAUAUUAUUGAAAUAGAAUCUAAUUCUGAGGAUGAAACUUCUUAAGGUUUGGUUCUUAAAUAAUAAUAAACAAAUCAAAGAGGAAGAAGAAGACUUUUUAAAAGAAAUGAUGAAUGA
Paramecium sonneborni is the source of this 3667-nucleotide messenger RNA. The record is from the annotation of a GenBank genome assembly. Lineage: Eukaryota; Ciliophora; Oligohymenophorea; Peniculida; Parameciidae.